This is a messenger RNA of Panicum virgatum (switchgrass), 1271 nucleotides long. RefSeq lists its product as uncharacterized. The coding region runs from base 1 to 1116 and encodes 371 amino acids. The transcript has 8 exons. The record is from RefSeq and is a predicted model, not a curated record. Gene Ontology annotation, biological process: magnesium ion transport. Gene Ontology annotation, molecular function: magnesium ion transmembrane transporter activity. NCBI's taxonomy places the organism in Eukaryota, Viridiplantae, Streptophyta, Magnoliopsida, Poales, Poaceae.
AUGCCCAAGGGGACUAGACUGGCUGACGCCAUCAAGAUCCAGGGCCAGAUGCGUGCAGGGAUAGCAGGGGUGGCAUUCAAGGUCUUCAACCCCGAGUUUGUGGCGCGGAAGGUUGAGGCGGAGGCAGCUCUGCACGUCGCCAUCGAGGAAGUUGAGCGCGCUAUCGAUAGGAAGACUCUCGGUCUCGCUGCAACUCACCAGAAGAUUGCCGACGUGCAAGGCUACAUGCAACGAGGAAGGCUUGGCGAGUUCUCUCGGGAUGCAGCUGCAGAAAUCCCCAAUGCAGAAAACCUGGAUCAACAUGAGCUGGCUGCAACUCCUAAUGCACUGAUGAAUGCAAACGAAGAACAAGCCGAUACGGUCGAUGUUCUCGAUGUCAACACAAGCUCUAACAGGACGAUUGCUCCUGAAUCGCCCAACACCUCUUCAGAACAGUUCUGUGAUUUCACCAGAUAUGUCUCCGCGUCGCCCUACCCAUCUCCCCCAUCGCCGCCUCCGCCGCUCCGCGUCGCCCUUGCCUUCUCCCCCGACGCCGGCUCCGCCGCCUACGUCGGUACCUCUCGCCGUGCCCUUGCCGUCCUCCCUGCGGGUUACCCCCGCCCUUCUGCCCCGGCGCCGCCGGCCGCCACGGGGAGAGAGACCAACCGCUGCUUGUGCUCCGCUCCUCGCAAACUCCUCCACGUCGUCAUCUCCUCCGUGUCGUCUUCGCGCCCCCCGAAAGAGGAAGAGGAAGAAAUUGAAAUGUUAUUGGAAAAUUAUCUUCAACGAUGUGAAUCGUGCCCUGGUCAAGCAGAGAGACUUCUGGAUUCUGCAAGAGAAAUGGAAGACUCAAUUGCUGUGAACUUUAGUUCCUGGCGACUCGAAGUAAGUAGAGUGGAGCUGCUGCUUCAAGUAGGAACGUUUUGUGUUGCAGUAGGAGCAUUAGUUGCAGAUGGGUCGAACUGGAGCAUGGGUCAAAGGCAGCUCUUCUGUUUGGGACGUGCAAUUUUGAGAAGAUGCCGCAUUUUAGUUCUCGAUGAGGCCACUGCUUCUAUAGACAAUGCAACUGAUGCUAUACUCAGAAAACAAUCAGGACAGAAUUCAAAGAUUGCACUGUUAUCACUUCAAACUCUUUAAAGUGCAUCUUCAAUUUCAAAUAAAUUGUUGUAUAUAAUUUAUUUUUGCAACAAAGGCUUCUCAGCUUCCCCGUGUUCAGUUUUUAUGCCUUGAGUGACUGGCAAGGUGACUGGACUGGAGCCAUAUAAUGCAUGAUAUUUCUAUUUUCUUCAUAA